Molecule: messenger RNA, 3754 nt
Organism: Hippopotamus amphibius kiboko
Lineage: Eukaryota; Metazoa; Chordata; Mammalia; Artiodactyla; Hippopotamidae
Gene: INIP
Product: INTS3 and NABP interacting protein
Exons: 6
Coding region: 464-688 (74 amino acids)
Biological process (GO): DNA repair
Cellular component (GO): nucleus; nucleoplasm; SOSS complex
Source: RefSeq, a predicted model, not a curated record
UGUAAGUCAUCACGAGGCGGAAGCGCCGCGGGGGCGGGAAGGUUGUAGAGCUGCAUGUUGAGCUCGAGCUGCUGGUCUUUAAGUGGUCGCGCCCCCUUGGAGAACGCGACCAGAGGGCGAGGCGUUCCCGGGCUCUCUCGCCUCGCGGUGAUUGCAAAGUGCUGAUCACUUGCCCACAGAACAUAGUUGAAACAGAAAAUAGGAAGAUGGCAGCAAACCCUUCAGGACAAGAAAAUCUUUACAAGGAAAUGGGCCUGUGAGUUUAUCUGUAAGAGGAAAAGAAAAAUGAGUGAGGAGGAAAGAGUGACUCACACAGAAGAGAUUUCAUCAUCUUAUUUAGCCAUUGCUGAAGACAAGAAACCUCAAUGGAUAGAAAAAGUGGCAGUAGCUUAUAAGGGGUUUUCAAAACAAAAAUAGAGUUGCAAUCUUGGCAGAACUGGACAAAGAAAAAAGAAAAUUACUAAUGCAGAACCAAUCUUCAACAAAUCAUCCUGGAGCUAGCAUUGCGCUCUCGAGACCCUCUCUUAACAAGGACUUCCGGGACCACGCAGAGCAGCAGCACAUUGCAGCCCAGCAGAAGGCGGCUCUGCAGCAUGCACACGCGCACUCAUCUGGCUACUUCAUAACUCAAGAUUCUGCAUUUGGGAAUCUUAUUCUUCCUGUUUUACCUCGCCUUGACCCAGAAUGAAGAAAGUACUUGUGACAAAAGUGACUUUGCAAUAUCAAAUGCCAAAGCUACUAUCAUUCAGUGCUGUACAAACUGUGACUUUCAGAAUUUUGGUGGACUUUUAUACAUUUUGUUUCUUUAGAAGAAAGAUGUGUGUAAGUGAAAGCAAAAAAGGAGCGUGACCAGGACGAUGAAAGCUCUGGAAGCUAUAUUAUCUGAGGAACUGAUUAUGCUACCCAUGACUGUAACUUUUGUGUAAUGCAGUUUGAUUUUUAAUUCUGAAUCAGACUCUGAAUUGAAUGUGGUCACAUAAACCACCCCCCCCCCAGCUAGUUGGACUGAGUAUAUCAUGUCUACAAUAGACUUUCAAGAACCAUUUAAAGUACUUAAUUUAAACAAAUGAGGGUGCUUUUUUAAAAUGUGAACUAAUAGGCUUAAAUAAGUUAUAUUCACAUUUGUUGUUUAUAGAACUGAUAUCAGUGCACCUUUUGAGUUUGUAGUCUACGUAUCAUGAAAUACCCUUUAACUAGUAACCAGUUCCCCUGUUCUCAAUUUUAAAAGUAAACCCAAGAUAAGACUGUUACGAACCAGUCCUAAACAGCUUUUAUAAACCUAUGCCCCUAUAAAUUAUGUGACUAAAGGCUAUUAAAAACAGUUAAUAAGAAAUGUAGUUUUAGAUUUUGUAUAUGCUCUUAUUUAGUGUUACUGCAUAAAUGGUGUGCCUGCACAGUUUUAUAGCCCAUUUUUGCUCUAAUUGGAAGCAUUAAUUAAAGUUGAGCCCCUUUUUAGUUACUUUAAAAUGGAAGGACUUAGGUUAAGCAAGUUUCUCAACAUGAUACAUCUUUAACAGAAUCCAGGGUGCUUAUUUAAAUAUGCAGUCCCGGGCUUCCUAGGUGGCGCAGUGGUUAAGAAUCCGCCUGCCAAUGCAGGGGACACAGGUUCUAUCCCUGCUCCAGGAAGAUCCCACAUGCCACGGAGCAACUAAGCCCGUGUGCCAAAAAUAAAAAAUAAAAAUAAAAAUAAAUAAAUAAAUAUGCAGUCCCCACAACUGACCCUAGUCCUACAGAAUUAGUGUCUGUAACUCAAAAUAAAGUCUGAAAACCAUGGGUUAGAGAAUUCAGUUUUCAUGAUAUAUAAAUCCAUAGAUUUGUAGGUCCCUGAAACUUAUAAUUUAGCUAACAUUCACAUUUUUUACUUUUAAUAGGAUUGAAAUUAUGUUUUAUACUAUAUCACAGAUACAGUGUUUUUUAUAACUGACCUCAUCUUGGCCUUGAGUUCCCAUCCUCUCUGGUGGUAGGGUGAAAUUUAAACUCGAGAUUCCAAUUUGGUCAGUAAUUAGAAACAGUUCAUCUCCCUUUUCAAAGAGUUUCUUCUCCCUCCUUCCCUUAGAUAUUGGUACCAACCACACAGCCCCAUCUUACCUAAACUGUAUGAAAAGGAAUGGGCAGUUCUAGGUAUGGCUGUGCCACUUAGCUUCUUUCUGUCGGGAAUUGGGACUGGUUUCCUUCGUGUGGGUGAGCUGGCAGCUGUCCCCAUCGUAAUGGGGACAUUAUGUAAUGGUCACCAUUACAGCAAAGAUGCCCUUUCUCCUGCUGCUGAGGAGACCUGGGGCGCUUGCCUCUGCCCUGACUCAGGUCCACGCAGCUAGCCUCGGCCCUCCUUAGCGUAGUCCUCAUUUUCUUGAAUUAAUUUGACUAAGUUACUGUUCUGUGCGAUCCAGGAGCUACUGGCAUCAUUCUACAUCUACUGAUGCUAGAUAAAUUUUUGGAUUGUAUAGUUUUUAUACUGUUGAAGCCUCUACCAAACAUGUGACUUUUAUAACCUUGGUAAAGAGAUCUUUUUUUCCAGUGGUAUCUUUUCUGGUCUCAGCCUUUUAAGUAGAUGUUGCCUAAAUCCUACAGUUCUGGCUAGUAAGCACUUCCUCCACCCCUCUCCUUUGAGUCACUUACAAAUUCAGUUCAGUUCCAUGUGUAUUUUUUAAUACCUACUCUGUAAAGCACUGUGUUUUGGGGAGGAAAAGGUGAGUAAGACCUCCUCUUAAAGGGGUUACGGUGGGGACUUCCCAGGUGGUACAGUGGUUUAAGACUCCAAACUUCCACUGCCACUGCAGGGGGCGUGGGUUCAAUCCCUGGUUUGGAAACUGUGAUCCCGCACGCCAGGCGACACAGCUAAGUUAAAAAAAAAAAAAAAUUGAAAAAAAAAAAAGAGGUCCUGGUGGAGAGGAGCCUACUCCGGUGCAGCAGUGAGGGAGCAGCACCCGUGAGUGAGCGAGCGGCAGGGGAGCUGCAUCCUCGAGCAUGAGCAGUCCAGGCAGGACAAGAAGCAGCUGUGUGAUUUUACCGGGCAAGGGAGGGAGGCGCUGCCCCAGGUAGAGGUCAGGCUUUCAUAAUCAAAGAAGUGGGGACUACGACAGUUGUGAGGACUGCAGAGGACAAUGGAGGGGGCAGAAGCCCCGAGGAGAAGCAGCAGCGUUGCUUCCCUUGGAUUGUGGGGGGGUGUGGCUAACCCAGUUAACCUUGAGAUUUACGUGUCACUCUGCCUCAUCUGUAAAAUGGGCACAGUACACACUGCCUACUCCAUAAAUUGUCUGCACCAGUGUUGUUCUAAGUGCAGGUCUCAGCACAUCUAAUUAGGCCAACUUAAUGGCUGAAUGGGGUAUGGCCUGCUUUUUUUUUUUUUUUUUUUUUAAUAAAAUAGAAGACAUCAGAGUGCAUGGCAUGGAGUAAUAGGAGGUUUUGUUCACGAGUCUUCCUUUUCUGUGUGUUUGUGUGUUCUACUUACUUUGUCUGUUAUAUGCUCCGCCAGCAUGUAAGUUCUUUGAAGGCAAGGGCUUUUGUUCCCUCCUUCCUUUUUGUUUACUGCUGUACUCUGCUGAGAAUAGUAUUUGGCAUAUUGUAGGCAGUCAGUACUUACUUACUGAAGGAAUGAACGAAUGAAUAAAUAUGACCUGGAUCAUGAUGUAAAGGGUGUUUUUUUGUUUAUUUUUACUGUGAAAUGGCAAACAUGUUUUGAAAGCCAUUGCUAAAUAAUACAGAUGAUAGUGCUUUGUCUGACUCUGGAAUAAAAACUGGAAUAAAUGACUCUGAU